AUGCAAAGCUCAUUAAUUGAGAUUAAAGAGAGCGUGUUGAUGUGGGGGCAGUGCUUCAGAGUGCUUGGCCUCACAGCAGGCCUCACCAUGCUGCUCCUGCUCCCAGCGUUACUUUGCCUCUGCACACCCUCCUGGACCGUGGACCUGCCCCCCUCAGUAAAGGCUCUGGUGGGCUCGUGCGUGGUCAUCCCCUGCUCUUUUGACUUCCCUCCUCCAGAUAAAGAAGUCUCACAGUUCACAGGGAUCUGGACGGACAGCACCAGCCACGUCAUAUACCAUCCUGAAACCAGGAAGUCCCUGGUUCAGUACCAGAACAGAACUGACCUGCUGGGAGACCUCCGCCAUAAAGACUGCUCGCUGAAGAUUGACCCAGUGCAGACGGGUGACAAAGGGCCGUACCGCUUCAGGAUAGAGAUUGCACAAUAUACUAGUUAUUCAUUCAGAGAAAAGACUGUCUCCAUUACAACCUCCAUUGAGCCUGAGCCUGUGAAGUUCUCUGUGAAAGGGGAAGUGCUGGAGGCUGAGUCAGUGUCAGCCCAGUGCUCUGUCUCCCACUCCUGCCCUCUGUAUCCUCCACUUGUCACAUGGACUCACUCUGGACAUGUGCAGCUCCAGCAUCAGCAAACAGGGGGCGCCACAUGGACCACCACAUCCACAGUCAGGUUCCAGCUGCGGCGCACUGACCACCACAAGCCUCUGCGCUGCACGGUCACUCACAAAGGGGGCCAGCAACAUAGCGCAGGCACCGUGCUGGAAGUCAAGUAUGCUCCACUCAUUAGAAAUGGCUCAUUUUGUUCCUACGAAGGCAGGAAUGUGCGGUGCAUCUGUAUUGCUGAGUCCAACCCUCCAUGUGAAGUCCACCUGCUACAGUCUGACCGGGUCCUGUCCCAGACCAGGACUGAGACCUCCGGCCUGAUCACUGUCCUGACUCUGGAGACUGAGAUGGGACUCUUCACUUCUGUCAGCUGCUUUGCCAAUAACUCAGUGGGCCACAUGGAUCUGCUUUUGUCUUUACCGCUACAUCAUAUUUACAUCUACAUCGGAGUUGGCGUUGGAGCAUCUGGUCUGAUUCUGAUGAUACUCAUCAUAGUGCUGGCAAGAAAAUGUUGCCAGAAAAGCCGUGACAGUGAACCUUAUUCUCAGAAACUCAAUGAAGACCACGUGAGGACUCCGCAGUACACUGUCCCCUUAAGGAAGAUCUCUGCAGCUGUCCAUCCUCCAGUUGACUGCAGCAAUGAUCACACAUAUGGCAACGACGAGAUGUUCGACCCAGACGAUGACACGGUGUAUGCUAAUAUUUAA
Messenger RNA from Knipowitschia caucasica, 1302 nucleotides. The record is from the annotation of a GenBank genome assembly. Lineage: Eukaryota; Metazoa; Chordata; Actinopteri; Gobiiformes; Gobiidae.